Messenger RNA from Ilex paraguariensis (yerba mate), 708 nucleotides. Lineage: Eukaryota; Viridiplantae; Streptophyta; Magnoliopsida; Aquifoliales; Aquifoliaceae. The record is from the annotation of a GenBank genome assembly.
AUGUCAGAAAAGAAAAGAACAAUACGGGAAUAUUCCUUACGCUCUUUUCUUGUGAUGUCCAGAUGCGCAUGUUCUGCUCCUGAUGAGAUAAGUCCAACAGAAGUAGAAAGUUUUUUCAGAGCUGGGAAGGAUGCUAAGAAGCGAAGAACCACAGGAAAUAAGGUAGCCCAAGAAUACGAACCUUCUGGCUUAGACGCAUUGGCCACUGCAGCAGUUCUUGGAGACAAUGUUGGUGACCCAGGUAACCAUGCAGGCCGCUUUAAAACCCUCAUGCUGCGCAAGAAGAAACGCCCAUCGGAACGCGAAGCAGAAGUCGCCCAGGGAAAGGACCAGCAUCACCCUAAGGACGAAUCAGAAACGGACGUUGCAUCUGGACUUGCAUUGCUGCAUAUGAAUCAUUCCGAAAAUGAAAGAAGCCCAAGUGGAGUCCAAAUGCAGGUUGCUGAAACCAGCAAGGGACAACUAGACUUGAAUUCCCAUCCCAACCGCGACGAAGACAUGUUAGCAGAACCAACUGGACUUAGCAUGACAAGCCUUGUUCAUUCCCCGAGCCAUCAGUUGGAGAUGUAUUUGAAGCCGAAUGGGUUUGGAAAUUUUGUCUCCCGUUUAGUCUCAACAGCUGGUGGUGAGAGUGAAUGCCGCCCACCUGAUGAUGGCCGGCAAGCAGCUUUUGCCAGCGAGCAGCAAGACAAGGGUGAUGAAAGGUGA